UGGGCAUUUCACUUUUCCCCAAAUUUUGCACUUUUGGGUUCCGAUGGCUCCAUCUGCCGGAGAAGAUAAACAAAAUUGUCCCAAGAGAGUUGCAGUCAUUGGUGCUGGCGUCAGUGGACUUGCUGCAGCAUACAAGUUGAAAAUUCAUGGCUUGAAUGUCACAGUAUUCGAAGCAGAAGGGAGAGCUGGAGGGAAGUUACGAAGCAUGAGUCAAGAUGGGAUAAUAUGGGAUGAAGGCGCAAAUACUAUGACUGAAAGUGAAGGUGAUGUCACAUUUUUGCUUGAUUCACUUGGACUCCGAGAAAAACUACAAUUUCCACUUUCACAGAACAAACGCUACAUUGCCAGAAAUGGUACUCCUACUCUGAUACCUUCAAAUCCAAUUGACCUGAUCAAAAGCAAUUUUCUUUCCACUGGAUCAAAGCUUCAGAUGCUUUUCGAGCCACUUUUGUGGAAGAAUAAUAAGCUUACAAAGGUGUCUGACGAACACGAAAGUGUCAGUGGAUUCUUCCAGCGUCAUUUUGGAAAGGAGGUUGUUGACUAUCUAAUUGACCCUUUUGUUGCUGGAACAUGUGGUGGUGAUCCUGACUCGCUUUCAAUGCACCUUUCGUUUCCAGAGUUGUGGAAUUUAGAGAAAAGGUUUGGCUCAGUCAUAGUUGGGGCAAUUCGAUCCAAGUUAUCACCUAUAAAGGAAAAGAAACAAGGGCCACCCAAAACUUCAGUAAAUAAGAAGCACCAGCGGGGGUCCUUUUCAUUUUUGGGCGGAAUGCAAACACUUACUGACGCAAUAUGCAAAGAUCUCAAAGAAGAUGAACUUAGGCUAAACUCUAGAGUUCUGGAAUUAUCUUGUAGCUGUAGUGGGGACUCUGCGAUAGAUAGCUGGUCAAUUUUUUCUGCCUCACCACACAAGCGGCAAGCAGAAGAAGAAUCAUUUGAUGCUGUAAUUAUGACGGCCCCUCUCUGUGACGUUAAGAGUAUGAAGAUUGCUAAGAGAGGAAAUCCAUUUCUGCUCAACUUUAUUCCUGAGGUCGAUUAUGUACCACUAUCUGUUGUUAUAACCACAUUUAAGAAGGAGAGUGUAAAGCAUCCCCUUGAGGGUUUUGGAGUGCUUGUACCCUCCCAGGAGCAAAAACAUGGUCUAAAGACACUAGGCACCCUCUUCUCUUCUAUGAUGUUUCCAGAUCGUGCACCCAACAAUGUCUAUCUCUAUACUACAUUUGUUGGUGGAAGCCGAAAUAGAGAACUCGCGAAAGCCUCAAGGACUGAGCUGAAAGAGAUAGUAACUUCUGACCUUAAGCAGUUGUUGGGUGCUGAGGGAGAGCCAACAUCUGUGAAUCAUGUAUGCUGGAGUAAAGCAUUUCCGUUGUAUGGGCAUAACUAUGAUCUAGUCCUAGAUGCAAUUGACAAAAUGGAGAAAAAUCUUCCUGGAUUAUUCUAUGCUGGUAACCACAAGGGAGGAUUGUCAGUUGGCAAAGCACUAUCUUCUGGAUGUAAUGCAGCAGAUCUUGUUAUAUCAUAUCUUGAAGCCGUUUCAAAAGACACCAAAAACCAUAGCUGAAAUCUAUUUCUCUUGCAGG
This is a messenger RNA of Solanum verrucosum, 1577 nucleotides long. Its product is annotated as protoporphyrinogen oxidase, mitochondrial. Gene Ontology annotation, cellular component: mitochondrial inner membrane. The coding region runs from base 44 to 1558 and encodes 504 amino acids. The transcript has 18 exons. The record is from RefSeq and is a predicted model, not a curated record. NCBI's taxonomy places the organism in Eukaryota, Viridiplantae, Streptophyta, Magnoliopsida, Solanales, Solanaceae. Gene Ontology annotation, biological process: heme biosynthetic process. Gene Ontology annotation, molecular function: protoporphyrinogen oxidase activity, oxygen as acceptor.